Molecule: messenger RNA, 228 nt
Organism: Paramuricea clavata
Lineage: Eukaryota; Metazoa; Cnidaria; Anthozoa; Malacalcyonacea; Plexauridae
Source: the annotation of a GenBank genome assembly
AUGGGUAAAGAAUCAAAGAUGACAAUGGAAGUGUACAACGCAGUGUUACUUACAGCAGGAGCAGUUGGUAUAUCAAUGGCAUCGAAAAAACUAUUGAAAGAACCGUUAGGUACCCCAGAUAAUGUAAAAGGAAUGGUAAAGUUAGCUAUUUCAGUUAGUCUUUCAUCUCUACUGGUCUCUUACUUGAAAGAAAAGAAGUAUCUACCAGAUGAUCCAUUCAAAACCUAG